Molecule: messenger RNA, 1594 nt
Organism: Laetiporus sulphureus 93-53
Lineage: Eukaryota; Fungi; Basidiomycota; Agaricomycetes; Polyporales; Laetiporaceae
Exons: 5
Coding region: 278-1522 (414 amino acids)
Source: RefSeq, a predicted model, not a curated record
CAGCCGAGACGACCGAGUCCGCCGCGGAAAAGGCAGGUUCUGUGCCCCGAUCGUCUGAGAUCUGCCACGCAGGCACUAUAAUCCCACAUCUUCCCUCCCCGAUCUUCUCCCAGCCACUUCACAGAACUCUCCCCUCUCUUCCCCGCCAUGUCUCGGCCUCAAUAUACACGUCCCUCUUCCCAGGAAAGCGAUCUUGCCGUGCGCCAGCAAUCUCCGCCGUCGAUCUCAUCGUCGUGUCCCAGCCCAUGCGCGGCUCUCAUAUUUAAUCUCCCUUGCUAUGCUGUGUGCCAGAAUCCCUCCUUUGCCUCGUAUCAGCAUGGACUUUUACAACAUGUCUUCCGAACGGUAUUCAUAUGGCACCUCCGCGGGAAACAUAUCCUUAGGCCAAGCAAGUGCAUACGUGCAUCAGGACGGCAACAACCAGUAUCUCCAGCCAGGCUACACAUUCGACUACAACUAUUCCUUUCAACCUCCGUACAAUCCGGCAGCCUACUCCCAGCCGGUGUAUGCUCCGUCUGUGCCCGCUACAAAUUAUGCCUUCCCACCUGCAUCCCAACAACAAAUGCCUCAGACCUCGUACGCUCAAGAGGUCCCCCUACAUGCUCCGAUUCCUGUCUCCGGCUACUCUUCUCUCAUCCCACCUGUCUCGCCUCACGCGAAUGAUCAUUCUACGGGCCCUGCUCAACCUGCCGCCAAUCCUGCUAAUUCGGCAGUCCCAACCCCUUCCUCGUCGGAAAUGUCGGUGGCACCUUCUGCAUCUGCACCUCCGACAACGCCUUCCGAGCCGAGCCCUUUAGAAUACUACGGCAACGCACCUCAGACUACCUUCCCUACGCCGAGUGAGCUUCUCACGGAGCUCAAUGCCCGCGACCAGGGCGCCGUUGCCGCGUCCAAUCGAAAUGCCGGUUCGACUCCGAAAGCAGCCUCCGUAGGCGCAUCGUCUCCCACGCAACCGGAGAAUCCGACUGCGAGCAAGGCUACAAAGUCGGAUAAGGCCAAGGGCAACGCGAACGGUGGUGCGCCGACGAAGCCGCCAGAAACGCAGCGCAAGUUGUAUUUCCGCUUCGUCGCAGAGAGCGUUGGGUUCACACCGACAGAUCCGGACACUAUCACGUCACACGACAAGAAACGCAGCUAUCUCGAGUGUCUUGAGCAGUACGUCCAGUGGCUGCACGACCAGAUCCACCUGGUGGGAAACGAGCCUGCGUCUCUCGGGCGCGUCUCGACCUACCGCGGACUGACCAGCCGAUCAAUACGGACUCUUCUCGUCCAUAUGGAAGACGAGAUCAGAGAACUCUACGCGCAGGUCGUCGAAGCCGAGCGUGCCUACAUGAACCUCCAGAUACAACUUUCGAUGCAGCAUGCCUCGGCGGAUGCGCACCAGCUCAGGCGGCACUCAGUCGCCUCGUGCGGGCUCCCGGACGCGCCACUCAGCUCGCAGCCAUUCCUCCUCCCGCCACCGCCAAUCCCCAGCGGACGGGUACAUCCGAACGCGCCCCAGGCCGUUCCAAUGCACUAUUGACUCGAUGCGCAUAUCUGAUCCGCGGCCUUGCGGUCGUGCCUGGUUUGGCCUGGGUGUGUUGGCCGUAUAUUU